Messenger RNA from Neodiprion fabricii, 366 nucleotides. RefSeq lists its product as uncharacterized. Bases 1 to 366 code for a protein of 121 amino acids. The record is from RefSeq and is a predicted model, not a curated record. NCBI's taxonomy places the organism in Eukaryota, Metazoa, Arthropoda, Insecta, Hymenoptera, Diprionidae. The transcript has a single exon. Gene Ontology annotation, molecular function: nucleic acid binding.
AUGUUCCAGCGAGCCUCCGAAUUUUAUCGAAGGGUGGCGGCUCUCCUCGCGAAUGAUGACACUGAUUGGAGUUUUAUAUCCCCAAUUGCUCCCCAUUACGAAGAGUUAUGGGAAGCAGGAGUCAAGUCGGUGAAACACCACUUGAAAACAGUCAUGGGCGAGCAUACUCUGACCUUCGAAAAGUUGCCGACGGUUCUUGUUGAAAUUGAGGCCUAUCUCAAUUCACGACCACUGGGUGCGCUAAGCUCCGAUCCUGAGGGUCUCCAUGCGUUGACACCAUUCCACUUCCUAGGGGGAAGCACGUCGGCCGUAUUCCCAGAGGACGAUCUCUCGGACAAACCUAAGAACCGUUUAAGCCGGUUUUAG